Messenger RNA from Aplysia californica (California sea hare), 3524 nucleotides. RefSeq lists its product as uncharacterized. Gene Ontology annotation, cellular component: nucleus. The transcript has 5 exons. Gene Ontology annotation, biological process: regulation of DNA-templated transcription. The record is from RefSeq and is a predicted model, not a curated record. Gene Ontology annotation, molecular function: RNA polymerase II cis-regulatory region sequence-specific DNA binding; DNA-binding transcription factor activity, RNA polymerase II-specific; ATP binding. NCBI's taxonomy places the organism in Eukaryota, Metazoa, Mollusca, Gastropoda, Aplysiida, Aplysiidae. The coding region runs from base 173 to 2863 and encodes 896 amino acids.
GUCCCAUUCACCAGGAAAAAAUCCCACAUGGCUUCGCGGCCGAUCAGCUUUGUGGCCUAUGAGUAAACACCCGCGGGCGAACGCGGCCUACGAAAAUCUGGGCAGCGGAUUCAGUGUUGAUGUGAUCGAGGCACCGCGAUCAGUUGUAGGAACGAAACUCAAGUAACCACACAUGCAUUUACCCGCAGAUCUGAGCGGUUUUUCACCGUACCGAGACAACAUUUACAACAUGUCUGAGGUUGAUGCUGUGCCUGGGGAACGUCCUCUGACCAGUGUCCUAAAUGACCACCCAGAUGAACUUGUCAAGACUGGAAGCCCUAAUUUUCUGUGUUCAGUUCUACCCUUACAUUGGAGAUCAAACAAAACAUUGCCUGUUCCUUUCAAAGUUGUGGCUCUCGGGGGAGUGAAAGAUGGAACGAAAGUGUGCAUCACUGCCGGUAAUGAUGAAAACUUUUGCUCGGAGUUGAGGAACAACACAGCUACGAUGAAAAAUCAAGUGGCUAAAUUCAACGACUUGCGGUUCGUCGGCAGGAGUGGACGAGGCAAGAGCUUCACCCUGACCAUCUCCGUGUUCACCCACCCGCCCCAGAUCGCCCUGUACCAGAAGGCCAUCAAGGUCACAGUGGACGGACCCAGGGAACCCCGCAGUAAGACCAAACUCCGCACCGACGACCGCCACAUCCACCAGCACCAGCAUGUCCUCAGAUCGGAGAUGGACAUGGUCCCAGGGGAGCAGAGACCCUCUAGUCUCAUGGACCCUCUCAGGGAGCGACAGCUCAGCUCACACCUGGCCACACAGCUCCAACAGCAGCAACAGCAACAACAGCUUGAACAGCAGCAGCAGCAGCAACAACAGCAGCAGCAUCAGCUGGGAUCGUCGUCGUCGUCCUCCUCCCUCCUCAUGCCGCAGACGACCAGGGCAGAGGUCAGCAGACAUCACCACUAUAUGGACGCUGUUCAGUUCCACGGUUCUCCUGCUGACGUCACCAUGAUGGACACUCAGCCUCCUGGGGUGCUGACGGAGCUCAAUGGCGCUGCGUCUCGAAUAGCCACAAGAUCCUGGGACUGCGACCCAGUGCCAUAUUGCAAAGACGACGUCAUCAAAGAAAACAUGGCCAGGCCCCACAGUCCACCGAGAGAACCUCCCAUGUACAGAGGGGUGACUCAACCUGGCCGCUGGGAGGAACGAAUACUGGAGGCGCCAUCUACACUCGGCCAUGACCUUCAACUCCCGCCCCCUCCUGUGGAGUCCAGCUCACACCUGGGUGCACCAGUCCUGUUGUACUCUGAUGGGAGACACUCCCCAGUCCACGGGGUACCAACUUCUAUCGUUAGUAACGGACUUCCUCCACUGGUGUAUAAUGGAGGACAACGCUCCUCUCCACCAAAGGAUGCGAUUGAUUCACGGAGGAUGGGGCCCGAGGAUUACCGAUCAUCUGUCACUCAAAAUGGCCACAUGGCUGAGGAGGAAUCUCAGCAUUUGGAGCGAAGGGUGUCUCUAUCCCUCAGCGCAAGGUGUGAGCUGAAUCAUCACAUGACCUUGCCAUCUCGAGUCACCUUUGACUCCUCGUCAAGGUUAACCUUUGAUUCUUCAUCAAGAUUUUCUGUCGAUCCCUCUCAGCUUCCCAUCAUGCUUCACACUAGCGGCUCUGACAUUCCUCUCAAAGAUCGGUUGAUUCCUGAACCCAUUUACUCUGACAAGAGAAACCCAUCACUGUCCCUUGCUCCGCAGCCUCAUGUGACGUCAGUGAGCAACUCAAACUUUGGCAUCUUGGAGGAGAGCCGUGCCAUAUCCCUGCCAGAGUCUGCCUCAGCGCUAGCUGUGUAUAGCAAAGAAAGUGACCCUUCAGCAGUUCGACAUUUGACCAAGUCAUCUCAAGACGCAAGCAGGCGGCUAGCCAUUUCAUCAGAAAGCCGACUGCCUGUAGAUCAUCUCUCAGACAGAGGAGUUGGAAAUCUUCAGAGCCAUCCUUUGUUCCAAGCGGGAAGUUCCUUUCCAGAUGCCCACGCCAUGAAUCUGUCCUUGUGCAACAUGCGAGGACUGGAAUUUGGCAUGACUCGUUCUGACUGCCCCCCUCGUGGGCUGCCAGAAACUGGUAACCCUGGUGUUUCUCUCCACGACUCUCACUCUCUGAGUUCUUUGCCUCUGCAAGACAGAGAGGGUUUGCCCACUCUCCCGCGUUCUCCUGGACACCAUGCUUCAUUUUCCGUUCUAACACACCAAGAUCUGAUGCCCUCCCUCAACCCCCCUAACUCAAUAGCCCUGUCUGCAUCCUACCUUUCAUCUUCCCCGACCAGAGUCCUCCCCACAGGCUUUAUUUACCCUCCCUCUCACAUUUACUCCCAGAGCCCCCCUCAGCUUCUCGUUCCUGCAGGGGAGAAGACCUAUGAGAUUAUUGGCCAUACGACGGCUGGAGAAGAGAGGAAAAAUGAGGGCCAUGACCUGUCACGAUCUUCUACUGAUGGGAAAUAUUUCAAGAGAAGACUUUCUCUUUCCUCGGGUAUAGAAGAGAAACCCUACAAGGUUCUUCGUUCAGUUUAUCAUGUGAAUGAAGGCUUGUUCGAUCCUCAACCAUAUCAUUUUGAUGAUAAAUACAAUGGCCGCCAGUCACCACCACAUAUUCCACGUAUUGAAAAACCCAUUCCUGUUUCAUUCUCAACUCGUCAUUUGGUAGAAAGGAAAAUGAUGAUGGACAUUGAUACCAUUAACACCUCACGACAUGAGCUGCGGCACUAUCCCAUGACCGCAUCUGUCUCCUCAUCUGUCUCACCACCGGAGGGCAGAUCAGAGUCUUCACAUUCUCCGCUCAGUCGCAAGGGGAGUGAGGAGCAUGCUGAGCGCAGCGUGUGGCGGCCAUAUUGACAUUUAAAAUGUUCAUACUACUAGGUGCUAGAUCAUAUGAAUGAUAAAUGUGGGUGAGCUGAUAAGUGUGAGUCGUGAGCAGGAUGAAACUUGGUCUAAUGUGUUACUGAGUAAUGGAUGGUUUGAUGGCAAUGGCUGUCAAGAUAGUGGUGACUGGUAUCAAAGUUUUUCCUUUUGGGACUGAAAGAUUGUCAGUGAUGUGAACUGUGGAUGCUUAAGGUCUACGUGAGGUCGUCUCUCUGAAAACAGGUUCAAAUUGCUUUUCAUGCAUGAUGUCAUGGCUACCCCCAUGUUGGCCCCACAGAGAGUGAAGACUACAGAUGUCUGCAGUAGGUCAUGUAAUUUCCAAAUAGAGACCUCAGUUAGGCGUGUAUGAUGUGGUCUAGAAAGUGAAUUAUGCAUGUUGAAUAGUAACAUUUGAUGUCUAACUAUUUGUUUUAGCUGACUGUUUUCAUCCAGUUGCCAUCUUUUACAUGAAACUUCAUUUUUAAUUUGGAGUAACACUAUAAUACACUGUCAAGGAUGCAGUUAUUUUAAGAGUGUAUGAAUGUGCAGAAGUGUAAAGAAAAUGAUAUGGGGAAAUUAGGUGAGGGAGAUCUGAGCUCUCAGUCUGAGUCAGAUAAUGACGACACUUAAUAUUUAUUAAAAAGAAAAAAAAGAA